AUGGAAACGAUAACCGCAGCAUUCGCAAAGAAACUCACGGAAGAAUGGGCGCGGAAAAGAACCCCACAGCAUUUUGUCUCCCACUACCAAAAUGUUUCCAAGCUGCGAGCCGAUCAUACAGAACAAAUCUUCCUGAGAAUUGGGUUCAAGGCUUGGAUCGCAUAUUUCCUCGCCACAAAGUAUUCGGCCAGACACUUCCAAGGCAAGGCUGCACAGACGCUUGCCAUCGGGAUUGUGGACAGGCUCUCUGUCAAAGAACGGGAAAGAAUUGCAACCGAUCUUCUCACUAUCCAAGUUCACCCAACCGUCGAGUCAAAGAUAGUGGAGCUGUCGAGGCGAUGCAGGCGUGGUGACCGUCGUACGAAAAAGCCCGCCUCACGCAAGACACCGAGUCGGACAGUGACUCCCCAACCUCUCUGGCAAGAUGGCCUGAUAUCCGAAAAUUUGGACACAGGUAGCACCAUAGGUGGCGAAGUUACGACAACCUCAGAAUCAAUACCUGUUCCGCGAGAGCUGGUCAGUAGUCAGAAUGCAACCUUCGGAUCCCCCGAGCAGGAAAGGGUCUCAGGACCUCUGAACACUCGACUACCUAUCCUUUUCCCUCAGUACACCUGUGGUGUGAUCAGGAAGACAGGUGAUAAGGCCUCUUUGUGGAUGACCUUCAAUCUUGACCCUGGAGUCCCUUGCAUCCUGAGUUUCUCUGUCCACUCGGAUAGACUCGAACAUUUUGCGAUGAGGUUAUUCGGCGCGCAUAUCGAGACAGAUGGUCGACUCCGUUAUGUCGUCUUGAAGGACGGACUGAAACUACAUCCCCGACCGUCUGUGACUCUCCAAGGUGCAAACCCCGAGCUCCUCCGCGCAGUUUGUGGCCUUGACGUGAGCCUGGCCAUUGAUCGAAGUCCGGUGCGAAGUGUAGAAGUUGAUCAAGCAAUUCUCGCCACAGCAUGCGCGUCCCUGGAAAUAAGCAGGAUAGCUCAAGAAGACGGUGUUCUCAACCUCAAUAUAUCAGAAGUGGACGGAUACCGCAUAAAAAAGAUAUUGUUUGAAUGA
Fonsecaea erecta is the source of this 1050-nucleotide messenger RNA. RefSeq lists its product as hypothetical. The transcript is spliced from 2 exons. The coding region runs from base 1 to 1050 and encodes 349 amino acids. NCBI's taxonomy places the organism in Eukaryota, Fungi, Ascomycota, Eurotiomycetes, Chaetothyriales, Herpotrichiellaceae. The record is from RefSeq and is a predicted model, not a curated record.